Diospyros lotus (date-plum) is the source of this 4934-nucleotide messenger RNA. RefSeq names its product pentatricopeptide repeat-containing protein At1g08070, chloroplastic-like. Gene Ontology annotation, molecular function: zinc ion binding; protein binding; RNA binding. NCBI's taxonomy places the organism in Eukaryota, Viridiplantae, Streptophyta, Magnoliopsida, Ericales, Ebenaceae. Bases 1183 to 2916 code for a protein of 577 amino acids. Gene Ontology annotation, biological process: RNA modification. The record is from RefSeq and is a predicted model, not a curated record. The transcript is spliced from 5 exons.
AUCGGAUCUCAAGAGGGAACACUUCACUGGGUACCAACCACGCCAGAGGACCCCAAGACCAUGCAAAGCCACCUACAUAUAAACAGAUCAAGACCAACACAAUAUCUGAAGUCCCUUUCGACAUGGUGCCUCCCCAGAAACCCCGAAGGUGCCAUUUCUGAUAGAUAAAGUGGAACAGACUGCCAAGAAGAAUCAACUAUGAGACAUGACAGAGUGAACAGAGAGGAAGAGAGAGAGAAGGAUGACCAGUGAGCACUGUCACCUGAUUUGCGAAUCCAACGCCUACACCUAGCAAUAUACGGCCAAUGAUAAGCAUGGAAACAUCUUUGGCGGCACCAUUGAGGAUAGAGCGGACAAGAAAAACUGAUCCUCCUAGAAGCAUGGAGAUUUUUCGUCCAAAAAGCCUAGUUACAGUAGAAGCAAAGAAGGAGGCUAUCAAUGCUGCUAUGUAGAGGGAGGAGGUGAAGAGCUGCAGUAUCUGGUUGUCGUAUUUGCAGUACUGAUUUUGACGAAGAGCUGAAGUUCUUGCUCCUUGUAAACCGAAGGAAAGAACUUCUUCAAGAAACUAUCCAUCGAGGUUGAGAUAUCGUAGAACUUAAUGUGAAGAAAGAAAUGAUCAUGCAGGGAGAAUAAGAACCUGAGAUUCCAAUAUCAUAGCCAAAGAUGAGGCCACCUGUGGCGGCAACCAAACAUGUUACUAUCACAAAAGUGGUAACAUGACCUUCACAAUUCCCGGUGACUCCUUCAGCAACAAGUCCUGCUGCCGGCAUCCUUCGGAUCUAGCCCAGUGCAAACAAACCACCUCUCUUUGUUUUGGGCGAUUCUUUACCUUUACCUUUACCUUUGAAUGAUUCAGUUUACUAUUUGGUUUUGUUUCCUUUCCUUCUUGCUGGGCUUGGUUGUCUCACUGAAUUCCCUGUUUGUUCUGUUGCAUCUUUGUGCUGAUAUCAGGCCUACAACAAUGGGAGCAUUUCUCUCAAAAAUUGUUGCAAAAACAAGGUGCAGUGGAGAUGUAGAUCUCUGUAUGUGUGUGUGCAUGUUGUUUCUCCUCGUGGAAGCUUGGCCUACGCCAAAACAAUCUUCACUCAGCAGCAAAACCCAUCGGUUGAACUCUACAAUUCUAUCAUUAGAGGAUUCUCUUCUAGCAAACGCCCUCUUGAAGCAAUUUUGUUGUACCAACAAAUGCUUCGUUGUGACUUGCAGCCCAAUAAUUUCACCUACCCCUUUGUGAUCAAAGCUUGCACCAAGGCGUCCAUGGCUGAAUUUGGAAUUCUGGUUCAUGCCCACGUUGUUAAACGCGGCUUGGAGCUUGACUCUUAUGUUCAGAGUUCGUUGAUUCAUUUGUAUGCAAGUAAUAAGGAUUUAAGUGCUGCAAAGCAGUUGUUUGAUGUGUGUUCCGAACAUGACUUUGCUUCUUUGAAUUCAAUGAUUGAUGGCUAUGUUAAAUCCGGAAAGAUGAAGCUUGCACGAUCUGUGUUUGACGGAAUGGUAGUCCGUGAUGUGAUUUCUUGGAAUAUUAUGAUCAAUGGUUAUGGAAUUCUUGGCAGAACAGAAGAAGCAAAGAGACUGUUUGAUGAAAUGCCUGAGAGGAAUGUGGUCUCUUGGAACUCAAUGUUGGCUUGUUAUGUUAAAUGUGGGAACGUGGAGGAUGCUUCUCUCAUCUUCUCUAGGAUGCCUCGUAGAGAUGUUGUGUCUUGGAAUGCCAUGUUGACUUGUUAUGCACAUUGUGGGAAGUCAAAUGAAGCUCUUGCUUUAUUUGAUGAAAUGAAAGCCUUGGGCAUAAACCCGACUGAAGCAACGAUGGUCAGCCUAUUGUCAGCAUGUGGUCAUUUGGGUACUCUGAAUCAAGGUCUGCUUUUUCAUUCUUAUAUUAAUGAUCACAAAAUUGAGAUCAAUUCAAUAGUUGGCACUGCCUUGGUAGACAUGUAUGCUAAAUGUGGCAGCAUUUCUCGUGCUUGUGAAGUUUUCUAUUCAAUGGAGGACAAAGAUGUUCUUGCUUGGAACACCAUUAUAACUGGGAUGGCCAUGCAUGGUAAUGCUAAAGAGGCACUAAAGCUUUUUGAGAAGAUGCAAAAGGAAGGUGUGGCACCAAAUGAUAUAACUUUUGUAGCCGUUCUUGGUGCUUGUCGUCAUGCUGGGAUGAUAGAGGAAGGUAGGAGACUGUUGGCUUGCAUGAGCAGCUCUUAUCAGAUUGAACCCAAGAUGGAACAUUAUGGCUGUACCAUUGACCUUCUUGCUCGGUGCGGGCAAUUGGAGGAAGCCAUCGAGCUCAUUCAGACAAUGCCCAUGAAGCCUAACGCUAGUGUUUGGGGAGCUUUGCUUGGAGGAUGCAGGACUUAUGAAAAUGCUAAGGUGGGUGAAAGAGUGGGGAGACACUUGAUCAAUCUGCAACCCGAACAUAGUGGACGCUAUAUCCUUCUCUCAAAUAUAUAUGCUGCUGCAAGGCGAUGGGAGGAUGCAAGAAAAGUGAGGAACCUUAUGAAAGUUAAAGGUGUUUCCAAGGUACCAGGAGUAAGUGUCAUAGAAUUAAAAGGAAUCAUUCACCGAUUUGUUGCUGGUGAUCUGUCCCACCCUGAGUCAAAUAAUAUUUAUGAGAAGUUGUUGGAGAUAUCAUCACGUCUGAAGACUGCAAGUGGAUUCUCACCAGAUACAGGCCAAGUUUUGCUUGACAUAGAAGAAGAAGAUAAAGAGCAGAGAUUGUCAGUUCAUAGUGAGAAACUUGCCAUUGCUUAUGGAUUCCUACAUCUGGGUCCUGAGGAAACCAUCAGAAUUGUAAAAAACCUGAGAGUUUGCAGAGACUGUCAUCAUGUCACAAAGCUAAUAUCAAGUGUUUAUGGUCGACAAAUCAUUGUAAGAGACAGGAACCGCUUUCACCACUUCAAAGAUGGCGAAUGUUCUUGCCUAGAUUUUUGGUAGAUCUAUGGUGAUGUACAGGUGUUAAAAAUUCUUUUGUUUGUCACUUUGGGGUAAAGUUGGCCCCAUCUGAUACUAGAACAGGUACUGUUGAUCAGAAAGUUUGAGUGGGGCUCUAACCCCCAGGACUGUUUGGAUUUCUAUUAGUAAAGGCAUUUAUUCAUUUGACAGUUGAUCCCAAACUGCAAUGAGAGUCUAAUGCAGUGGAGAAAGAGGAGGGCAACAUCAUUUGUAUGGCACCAGAUUUGGAGGAACUCAAGGAAGACAAAAGCACAGCCAAAAAAAGAAGAUAAUUGUUUUGAAAGACCUGCAAGAAUGCAAUGCCUCCUGGAGGACGUCCACUAUGGGAAAUUAAUAUCAGGUCUUCUCUACCUUAUUUGCAAAGAAGGUAUUAGUUGGUGCGGCCUGUCUUGUAUUUGUGUCAAUACGUCAGAACAGGUUGGUCUAACAUCAGAAUUGCAAUGUAAUUGAUUAUUUCAGUUUUGCUGCCUUUAUCAAUGGCUAGCAAUUAGAUUUUGUACAUCUCUAAAACGCAAGGGACUGACUUCUUCAUUGCUAGUCUUUUUAUGUCGGAAUGUAUGAAUAAAGGAAUGACUGUCUUUUGAGGGUAGAAGGUCUGGAUGAUUUAAUGUCAUUAUGGUGAACAAGGAUGCUGCUAAUGACCCCUAAAUAGUCAGAUCAAUAAAGUUACGGGUCAGCCACAGCUACAUUGGCUAAUCUAGUGCUGUUUAACCUGUAGUUUCUAGCAGAAUAUUGUUUAUUCUAAGUAAAUUUGGAUUCCUUUUAUUUAUCUCCAAUCUAGUCUACUCUUCCACUAGAAUCAGGGACUUUGUUGUUUGGCAUGCCAUAUAGUUUGGAGGGGAUGUUCUACACUGGGAGAAGCAGUUGCUAUUAGAGAGAUGGCUUGUAAAGAGUCUGGGUAUGCUUCAAGUUAAUUUGGAAUGAGACUUCUAGCUUGGUCAAGUGUUCCUUAUGCUAUUUCAACAAUAUCAUUGUGAAGCCUUGCGAGGAAUACUGAGGAACAAGGGCAUUGAACCCAGACAAGCAAGUGGAUGGGUUCUGGGUUUUAAUGAAGACACAACAACCCAAUUGCCUAACAUUGCGAAGCUUUAUGGUUUCUAUUCACACCUGUGACAUUAAUGGAGACAGCAACAUCAAUCGUUGUGAAACUUUACGAUUUAUGUUCACAUCUGCAACACUUCAUCUUAGCGUGAGAAACAACCAAACAGUUCUGAAUGAAUUGAGAGGGUUGAAGCCACUGAAGCGCAGUGAAUGCUUUCUGUUAUAUGCACCAUGACUGUUCUCCCCAAAUUGGACGUCCUGGGAUAUGCUUCACCGGGUAUAUUUAUCUUUCUAGGAACAGGACUUUCUGUAUGCUAGCCAUGCAUAUAUAUAUAUAUAUAUAUCAUCUAAAUGGGAUCAUAAUUAAUAUGGACAUAACCUUUUCUUUGCAGUCUUCAUUAGGUGAAUGUUAUGGGAAAAUACUCAACAAUAUGUCUUUAACUUGUGCAUGGAAUUUUUGAAAAGCCAAUAUGCUAGUAACUCAUCCCUGGCCUAGCUUAGUUGUAUGAAGAUCGGUUGUGAUAUAAAUUUGAAGCUUUUGAAGCUGGUCAGAACCAAAGGGAGUAAGUGAUCCCACUCCAUUUGAGUCCCCCGUGGGUACUUGGCCUCCCUAAGGGUACUUUUACCAUGCCAUGUAUGUAAGAGUGCUUUAACUCAAUUUAUUUUCUUUCUGUCUUCAUCUUCAUCAGUUAUGAUCAGUUUCUUCCUUCUUCUUCUUCUUCUUCCCUCUUUUUUUCUGUGUACUUUUCUGUCUUCAUGAGCUAACAUUUGCUUGUUUGCAGGCUACUCCACACUGAUAGUGAUGGAGGGUAGGGAAGCAUGUAUUUUGGAACAUGUUAAUCAUAUUAUUCUAGAUGUAAAUAUAGAAAUUAGCAUAUUUUGUUUAUUUCUUUUCUAGUCAAUCUUUUAUAUGUUUUUGUUAUUAAGAAUCCUAAUUAGGGAAUUAGUGGAGAUUUUCU